This is a messenger RNA of Kuraishia capsulata CBS 1993, 4485 nucleotides long. RefSeq lists its product as uncharacterized. The transcript has a single exon. Gene Ontology annotation, molecular function: protein binding. The record is from RefSeq and is a predicted model, not a curated record. The coding region runs from base 1 to 4485 and encodes 1494 amino acids. Lineage: Eukaryota; Fungi; Ascomycota; Pichiomycetes; Pichiales; Pichiaceae. Gene Ontology annotation, biological process: tRNA methylation. Gene Ontology annotation, cellular component: cytosol.
AUGACUGUUGGAAUACGACAGGACUUACCAGAAUUCCAUGAGGGUGGUUUGCUGGAAAUAAGUCGUUUAAAGGAUUCUUUGAUAGCGCACAAGCCAUGCGACAUAGUGGUAAGUGGUAGAUGCCCAUUGCUAGAGAGCUCUUUGACUCCAAUCAUGGAUGCUUUGAAAAAUGCGUCCGGGUUGGGUGACUAUAGAGUAACGGCUUGUGAUGCCAUGUCUAUAUGGUUGUUGAGAGCUUCACAAGUCUGCUCCACUCCGGAGCUGAGGAGUGUACUAUCAACUAGACUCAAUGACGAAGAAGCUACCUACCUUUUCCACUAUGUGGUUGAUUUCUGGAACGAUUCCGGAGCACCAUUAGGGAACUCGUUACGAGGAGUGUUUGCCAAGCUGAUUGUGUUCAUGAAAAAAGCACACGGUAAUAAGGAGGAACUCUUCGAGUCGUGGUUAUUGAAAGUUCUCAAGAUGUCAAAUACCAUGAAGAUUCUUUAUUUUAUGGUCGAAAACUUGUCCAAGGAGACGAGACCUUCUUUCGUGCUCGAAAUUUCUGGUGAUUUUGUGGAUUCUGCCUUGGCAGCGAUGUGGUCGAACGCUCUCGCGAAUCCUGCCGGUAAAGCCAUCCAAACUGUAUUCAAGAACAUCUACAAUCAUUUCAAACGUGGGGAGGAAAGCCCUGACGAAAAAUGGCUCCAAUUGUGGAAAAAAUCUGUUGCGAGGGCUCUUAAAGAUUCCCAGCUUAGAAAGAAUGUUGAGACUUAUUUGCUUCCAUAUCUAUUCAGAACCUCGCCUAUUGCAUACAGAGGGUUUGUCAAGUCCUUGAUGGUUGACGAGUGUGCAGCAACUCAAGAGGACUUUUUGCUUGUUCUAGGAUGCCUCAAGAUUGGUCAGGACUUGGCAAUCCUAGUUGAACCUUUUGUGCCAGCUGAAAAUGAACCCGCUGUGAUUUCGUUGUCUACACUGGAGUCGUUACUCGGUGCCCAGGAUCCUCAAUUGAAGCUUUCUGCCUUAUCCCUAUUGGUGUCAUCUCCUAAAGGCUCCAAAUCUAUUGUUCCAGAGGUUUUGGUUAUCGUUGAAAAUCACUGGGAGAUGUUGUUUGUUGAAACUGACUUGGAGGCAAGGAAUGAACUGUUCUCAUUGAUGAGACAGUUCUUGAUCAGAAUCAAAGACUCGGCAUAUUCACUAAAGAGGGAUGCCUCCAAGUUAUUAGCCAAGUUCCCAAAUAAUCAGGAAGGCUUCCAAAAACUCGAACUGGUGAAAAUAUACGAACAAUUCAUUGAGAAUCUGUUACUAUUUAUCUCAAGACAAUUGCUGCCAAGCUCUUCUCACCAGAAGAUUAACAUGGGAUUGAAGGUGUUGACUGUGCUGAUACGUUCAGGCCUUGAUCCCAAUGUGAACAAGAAUUCUGUUGAUGUCCAGCAAAUUAACUGGCCCUUUUCCAUGCCGAUUUUCUCCGAUUACAUGGUCAGAUUGCUACUAGACAAUAUCUUGAACGACUACGAUGAUAUUAGACAGUCUGCUGUUCAGACUUUGCUUAUGGCUGAUCUGCCUUAUUUGAGAGAAGUAUCAUCCAAGACCACAAUGAAAGAAGCCGAGCAGAAAGGAUUGCAACUGCUGACAGACAUGAAGGGUCGUACUGGGGAUAGUGGUGCUCUUAUAGUGGACCUUUUGUUUGAAAUUGAGUACCGAGCAGAUGACCUAGAUAGUUGUCUGAGACGUCUGGAAGCAGUUAGAGAUCUAUUGAUCAGUGGCAUCCUUUUGGCAAAGGAGAACAUGGUUGAGGCUGUUUAUCAAAAGAACGUUCACGGCUAUUUUUCUGCCUUGAGAUUAGUCUUUGCUAAGCUGGACUAUACCCGUUUUUCAGAGUUUGGCUCUCAGAGAUUUCAACACCUCACAGACUCACUGAUAAAUUCUCUUUUUGAGAUAUGGACAAUUGUGAAGCCAAUUUUAUCGGACGAUUCCCCGGAAGGAAACUUGCCUGCUGAGUUUCUUCCUUUGCUUGGCUCUGAGGCAGAAAAUAAGUACGGUCCUCCUACUCAAAUUUUGUCGAGUUACUCUUGGAGAGCAGUCAAAGAAUCGUCCGCAUUUCUGAAGGAACUAAUGGAUAAAGCACCAAGUUAUGUUCUCUCAGAGGAUAUGGUGGUGAAGCUAGGAUACAUGAUUAUGGAGCAACUAGCAUCUGUGAAGCACAGAGGGGCGUUUUCCUCAGUGUAUCCUACCUUAAUAUCGUGCUGUGAGAGAUGCAACCGUUCUAAUUCAGAUUUGAGCCAGCAACCCGGUUUGUGGUUGCGCAAGAACACCUCUUUAAUCGAGAUGAAAUCUCAGUCUAUCACCAGGAGAUCGGGCGGCAUACCGUUCUUGAUAACGGCAAUUCUAACUGCUGACCAGAUCCUUCCGAAGUCAACUUCACUGGAUGUCACUAUGACGGAGCUCUUGAGAAUAUCCAGAGUCCCUUAUGUGGACCAUGGUAAUGAACGCAUGGAUAUUCCACAGGUACACGGCAUGAACUGCAUCAAGGCUAUAUUUACAGAGUCACAGCUCGCAGAUGCUUCUGCUCAAUUUGUUGAUGAGGCAUUGGAUUUGGUGUUGUCAAAGUUUGGUUCUCCGACUUGGUCAAUCAGAAAUUGCGCAGUUAUGUUGUUUACUGCAUUGCAGAACAGAUUGUUCGGCACAAAGAAUGUGGCUGAAGGCCUUUCGUCUAUUUCUGCCCGACUUUUCUUUUCAAGAUUUAAGAAUGUCAAACAGGUUCUUCACGAUAAUCUCGCCUCUUCAAUUUCCAAGGGACUUGAAAAGACUGAGAAUAUUGAGACUGUUUUCCCUAUUCUGACCAUCAUUUCCAGACUAGAAGCCACUCCGGGUUAUCAUGGACUGGAUGAUUUCAAGCCCCUACUGCAACAAUGUCUGCAGAACAGAGACUGGAAAGUCAGAGAGAAUGCUGCUCGGGCUUUACCUGCACUUGUUUCGCAAGAUGAUCUUACCAGUGAGUGUGAGUUUCUUCUGAAAACGGAUUCGUCAAAGCAGAAUAAGCUUCAUGGGUCGUUACUUGCUCUGAAAGAGCUGCUUCGCACUCACUUCAACAGAAACGGGGACCAAAAAUCUGUUAACAAUAUCAAACAAAAUGUUGAGAGCCGUAUUUUGUUUUACUUUGGAAAGUCAGGUUCUGCGAGUAAUGUUUCCAUGAAAUGCUUGCUUGAUACAUACGUAUUACUGUUGAGUAAGAGCGAGCAUACAAAGACUGCAGACCCAGCCAUUAUCCAGUGUCUUGGGAAUUGGUUCGUGAAUGAGGUCCUAACAGGUGCCAACGGAAUUGAUGGUACAAGAGCUUCGUUGAUGAUGGAAGUCAUCUCGUUGCUAUUGCGCUUUUACAUUCAUCUCUCUAGACAUGAAGAAAUUAUAGAGUGUGUAGACCUCUGUUUGGCGUCGCCGCUCUUUGAAGUUCAAACCAGGACUAUAGAAAUCGUUUCAGAGAAAGUCGCGGAAUUCACACCAGCAGAAAGAAGUUCAAUCAUGAAAAGAACCUGGGCAUUGAUCACGGAUCACGAAACAUGGAUCUAUGUCAAGUCGGCAGCAUUGAGACUGCUUAAUUUGCUGUUGCUUCAUAGUGAUCUGAACGUCAUUGACGAUAUCCUUCAGAAUGGCACGGCUGUUUUGCUGGAAUUAUUAUCUGAAGACCACAGUGAGGAAGUACGUUCCAGCUCGAUAGAAGCUUUGGGACCUUUGAUUGCUUGUGGUUUGGUGGAGAACAAGCUGGUUGGAUAUGAUGCCUGGGCAAGCAACUUGAAGAAUUACAGUCGUGAUGGAGCGUCGCUGGAUCUGAGGGCAUCAACAUUGAAAUCUGUUGUGUCUUUCCUGCAGAUUGUUGGGUCGCAUGAAAAACUGAAAUCUUCAUAUGAUUUGGCUAAGUCUGCGUCCGUUCUUUAUAGCUUUUUGUCUGAUGAUGAUGAAGAUCUGAGGCACGCCGCUGCCACAGAGUUAUCACGCUUAAUGGGUCUCAGUUUUCCCACAGAGCCUACAAUAGUGGCAGACUAUUUCAGAAACAUUUAUCUGAGUCAACAGUUUGAAAAAAGAGAUGUGGCAAAAUUGUUGGCACUUAAUUCCUACUGUUUCUACCAGGUCGACCCCUCAACUUUGCCUGAGCUUGUCCUCCUUGAAGAUGACAACUUGUUUACUGUGGAGAAGGAUAACUUCUACCGAGACAAUCUCUCUGAUGUCAAGAACUACAAGAAACUGCUUCUGCAUUUCAAGCAAGAAUUUUCCUCUGAAGAAUUGACAACUAUCGCAACGUGUACAUCUGUGGGCGCCCUUGGGGGUGCCAUAAGGCAAUCCAAGUUCGCUCAGCCGGAGUGGGGAUUCGUGAAUGAUGAAACCGUUUUCACAGCUGCAGCAUGUAUUAUAUUUUUUCAGAAACUUCAAUUUGAAGUCUUUGGUGAGCAAUCUGAUUCUGAGAACUUGAUCGAUUUCUUGUCAGCAUAUGCUCAGUCUUUAGAAUGA